Nerophis lumbriciformis (worm pipefish) is the source of this 4566-nucleotide messenger RNA. It is a transcript of the gene tmem178a, whose product is annotated as transmembrane protein 178a. Lineage: Eukaryota; Metazoa; Chordata; Actinopteri; Syngnathiformes; Syngnathidae. Gene Ontology annotation, biological process: regulation of cytosolic calcium ion concentration; negative regulation of osteoclast differentiation. The record is from RefSeq and is a predicted model, not a curated record. Gene Ontology annotation, cellular component: endoplasmic reticulum membrane.
GCUUGACGCCUCUCGGCCGCUAGUCGGCGCCAGGCGGAGCUCCUCUCCAGAAGGCGCGACGAUGGCAGCACAAGAUGGCCGCUAAAGGCACCGACGACGCGACCUGCGGCUCCGUCGCGCCCGCCGUGAGAGCCGGACCGGCCACGGUCACCGUGUCCGCCGUCAGCCUGGCGCUGAGCGCGCUCUCGCUGCUGCUGCUCGUCACCGCCAUCGGCACCGACCACUGGUACGAGACCGACACCCGCCGCCACAAGGACAACUGCGACCGGCACGGCUCCGACUCCAACGGGCAGAAGAACCGCGAGAUGCCCAUCUUCCACCUGCCCCUGGUGGACACGAGCACGCGCGACGUAGCGCUGAUGAAGCCCGUGCACGUGGGCAGCCGGGAGGAGGAGCUUCUGGAGAACUGGCGCGCCAUCCUGGGCAUGGGCAUCCUGGAGACGGAGUGCGGCCGCCCGCUCUUCUCCACGCACUCCGGCCUGUGGAGGAAGUGCUACUUCCGCGGCGUGGACGCCGACAUCGACAAGCUCAUCGACAGAGGUAUCGCGGAGCGCUGCACGGCGGUCAAGUACCAUUUCUCUCAGCCAAUCAGAUUGAGGAACAUCCCGCUCAACCUGACCAGGACCAUCCAGCAGGACGAGUGGCACCUGCUGCACCUGCGGCGCAUGACAGCGGGCUUCCUGGGCAUGGCGGCGGCGGUGCUCCUGUGCGGAGGCAUCGUGACGUCAGUGGGCUUCUUCUGGGAGGGAAGUCUGACACAGCACGUGUCUGGUCUGCUCUUCCUCAUGGCAGGGGUCUUCUGCACCAUCUCUCUGUGCACCUAUGCGGCCAGCGUGACCUACGACCUCUCCAGGAACCCCCCCUUCAUCUACGGCAUCCCCCAGGACGUAGACCAUGGUCACGGGUGGUCUGUGCACUGUGCCUGGGCCAGUCUGGCUCUCAGCGUGGCGUCCGGCUGCCUCGCCGCCAUCUUCCCCUCCUGCAGCCGCUCGGGACGUCUGCGCUCCAAAGCGGCCCGCGCCUCCUCCGUCUGACUCCGCCCCUCGCUGAGGCUUUUCUCUUGUUUGCACGGUUACCAUGGUGACGUCCCGCUACUGACUAUUACGCAACCAGCAGAUCACAUGACCGGAAGAUGGCCUGCCUGUAAGUGUGUGCGUGUGUAAAUAGUGUUGAUGACGUCAUCACACACCUGAACUUCUACUAGUGUGCACAUACUGCAGUUACCAUGACAACGCAGCACCUUUAAUCACCCGCACGCCCCUUAAAGGGACAACAUCAUUCUUAUCUUCACCUUACAGUCAACUGACCCUACACUUGGUACUACUGCAGUAAUACUACUAGUACUACCCCUGUUAUACUAUUGUAAUAUUACUGCUAAUACUACUAAUACUAUUGUAAUAUUACUGGUAAUACUACUAAUAUUACCAAUGUAAUACUACUAGUACUACCGCUGUAAUACUACUAGUACCACCCCUGUUAUACUAUUGUAAUAUUACUGGUGAUACUACUAAUACUACCAAUGUAAUACUACUAGUACUACCCCUGUAAUACUACUUCUGUAAUACUAAUGUAAUGUUACUGGUAAUACUACUAAUAUUACCAAUGUAAUACUACUAGUACUACCGCUGUAAUACUACUAGUACCACCCCUGUUAUACUAUUGUAAUAUUACUGGUAAUACUACUAAUACUACCAAUGUAAUACUACUAGUAUUACCCCUGUAAUACUACUCCUGUAAUACUAAUGUAAUAUUACUGGUAAUACUACUAAUAUUACCAAUGUAAUACUACUAGUACUACUGAUGUAAUACUACUAGUACUACCGCUGUAAUACUAUUGUAAUAUUACUGGUAAUACUACUAAUACUACCAAUGUAAUACUACUAGUACUACCGAUGUAAUACUACUAGUACUACCGCUGUAAUACUGCUUCUGUAAUACUAUUGUAAUAUUACUGGUAAUACUACCAAUGUAAUACUUCUAGUACUACCCCUGUAAAACCACUAGUACUACCGCUGUAAUGCUACUAGUACUACUGCUGUAAUGCUACUAGUACUACUAUUGUAAUACUACUGGUGUAAUACUACUGAUGUAAUGCUACGAGUACUACUGCUGUAAUACUACUAGUACUACUGCUGUAAUACUACUAAUACUACUACUGUAAUGUUACUAGUACUACUAUUGUAAUACUAUUAGUACUACUAUUGUAAUACUACUGGUGUAAUACUACUGAUGUAAUGCUACUAGUACUACUGCUGUAAUAUUACUAGUACUACUACUGUAAUACUACUAGUACUACUGAUGUAAUACUACAAGCACUACUGCUGUACUACUAUUAAUAUUACUAUUGUAAUACUACUAGUACUACUGCUGUAAUACUACUUGUACUACUGCUGUAAUGCUACUAGUAUUACUGCUGUAAUACUACAAGCACUACUGCUGUACUACUAUUAGUAUUACUAUUGUAAUACUACAAGCACUACUGCUGUAAAACUACCACUGUUAUACUACUAGUAAAAAUAAUGGAUCAGAUUUAUAUAGCACUUUUCUCGACACUGAAAGCGCUGCACAGAGAAGUGAGAAGACAUCAUUCACAUUCACACCUGCUGCUACUGGUGGUGAUGAUGCUGGUAGUGGUAGUGAUGGUGCUGGUGGUAGUGAUGGUGCUGGUGGUAGUGAUGGUAGUGGUGGUGAUGGUGCUGGUGGUAGUGAUGGUGCUGGUGGUAGUGAUGGUGGUGCUGGUAGUGAUGGUGAUGCUGGUGGUGGUGGUAAGCUACAUUUGUAGCCACAGCUGGCCUGGGGUAGACUGAAUGAAGCGUACUAGUGGCAGUCAGCCCCAUCCUUCAUUCACCAGUGAAGUGUUCUGCCCAAAGACACUUUGGCAGUGAUUUGGAUGGCAAGAGGCGGGGAGCGAACCUGCAACCCUCAGGUUUCUGGCACGGCUGCUCUACCCACUACACCAUACCGUGCCCUGCCGCCCUAAACUUAUUAGUACUAUAAAUAGUACUAAUACUACCCUUGUAUUACUAGUAGUACUACUGUAUUCCUACUGCUGCUGCUGUGUUACUAGUAUUACAGUUGUGUUACUAGUAGUACUACUGUAUUCCUACUGCUGCUGCAUUACUAGUAUUACAGUUGUGUUACUAGUAGUACUCAUGCUGUCUUAUUGUUACUAGUAACACUACUGCACUGUGACUAGUACUAGCACUACUAACUGCACUAGUGUUACUAGUAACAGCAACAUUAUUACUGUUACUAGUAACACUAGUGCAGUUAGUAGUGUGGCUAGUACUAGUCGCAGUGCAGCAGUGUUAGUAGCACUAGUAAGCAUGCAGUAGUACUAGUAACAGUGCAGCAGUGUUAGUAGCACUAGUAAGCGUGCAGCGGUGUUAAUAGUACUAGUAAGCGUGCAGUAGUACUAUUAACAGUGCAGCGGUGUUAGUAGUACUAGUAAGCGUGUAGUAGUACUAUUUACAGUGCAGCAGUAUUAGUAAGCGUGCAGCAGUGUUAGUAGUACUAGUAAUCGUGCAGCAGUGUUAGUAGUACCAGUAAGCAUGCAGCAGUAUUAGUAGUACUACUAAGCGUAAGCGUGCAGCAGUGUUAAUAGUACUAGUAAGCGUGCAGUAGUACUAUUAACAGUGCAGCAGUAUUAGUAAGCGUGCAGCAGUGUUAGUAGUACUAGUAAGCAUGCAGCAGUGUUAGUAGUACCAGUAAGCAUGCAGCAGUAUUAGUAGUACUAGUAAGCGUGCAGCAGUGUUAAUAGUACUAGUAAGCGUGCAGCAGUGUUAAUAGUACUAGUAAGUGUGCAGUAGUACUUUUAACAGUGCAGCAGUAUUAGUAAGCGUGCAGCAGUGUUAGUAGUACUAGUAAGCGUGCAGCAGUUGUUAGUAAUACUUACUAGUAAGUGUGCAGCAGUGUUAGUAGUACUUACCAGUAAGCAUGCAGCAGUAUUAGUAGUACUAGUAAGUGUGCAGCAGUGUUAGUAGUACUUACCAGUAAGCAUGCAGCAGUAUUAGUAGUACUAGUAAGUGUGCAGCAGUGUUAGUAGUACCGGUAAGUGUGCAGCAGUGUUCAUAGUACUUACUAGUAAGCGUGCAGUAGUACUAUUAACAGUGCAGCAGUAUUAGUAGUACUAGUAAGCGUGCAGCAGUGUUAGUAGUACUUACUAGUAAGUGUGCAGUAGUACUAUUAACAGUGCAGCAGUAUUAGUAGUACUAGUAAGCGUGCAGCAGUGUUAGUAGUACUUACUAGUAAGCGUGCAGUAGUACUAUUAACAGUGCAGCAGUAUUAGUAGUACUAGUAAGCGUGCAGCAGUGUUAGUAGGACUUACUAGUAAGCGUGCAGUAGUACCAGUAAAGAGGUGUAGUACUGAAGGAUCUGAUGUAAAUAAAAGCAGGUAAAAGUUUUCCAAAACAAAGAUUGUAUUUCUGCUUCUUUAACUUAUUGUCCGCCAUGACUGUACAUUGCUGUAAACGUGCAAAGUGUGAAGAUGAUCAACCAUGACUUGUUCUCAGGCCAAUAGAUCACGUGACUUGGAUCAGUCAUCAAUAAAGUGAUCUUCGAUGAGAA